AUUUGUUGUCUGUGAGAAUGAGGGUUUGAGAGCAGCAAUACUUGAGAAUCAUGUGUGACACAUCUGAAAAUCGUGUCCGUGGUGCAGACAUUUCACAACCAUCUACAGGCCGCUUUGUGCUUUCAGUCUCUAGCCAGCGAUUUCUGUGUGAAAACAAUGGUUGAAAACCCACAGGGGAACGUUUCAGUGGAUAAAUGGCAAUUAUGAAGUUGCUGUCAGCUAUAUGUUACCUAGACUCUGAUAUAAGGACUUAGCCAUUCUUAGUUAGGACACACUACUAACUAGCUCUUUCUCUAAAAGAUCACUGUCCUUUGUUGGGACCUUUGCUCUGGACCCGCUAACAACAGUUAGCUGGGUACUAGCUAAUUUACUAGCUUGAUGGACGGAGAUAGUUCCACAACCGAUACCUCUCAGUUGGGUAUAUCAGGAGAGUACAUGGCUGGUAGCUACGUGCUUCAGGCCCAGGAUGAUGAUGGUGAUGACGGGCUCAAUGACCAUGAGGAUGGAAAUGGCGGUAAAGAUCACCUACGUGAACAAGACAUCUACCUCCCCAUCGCGAAUGUGGCACGCAUUAUGAAAAAUGCAGUUCCACAGACUGGAAAAAUUGCAAAAGAUGCCAAGGAGUGUGUCCAGGAGUGUGUGAGCGAGUUCAUCAGCUUCAUCACGUCCGAGGCCAGUGAGCGCUGCCACCAGGAGAAGCGGAAGACCAUAAAUGGCGAGGACAUCCUGUUCGCCAUGUCCACCCUGGGCUUCGACAUGUACGUGGAGCCUCUCAAACUCUACCUGCAGAAAUUCCGAGAGGCGAUGAAGGGUGAGAAGGGCAUCCCCGGUGUGUCUGUGUCUGAAGGCCUUGGUGAGGAGCUUACAGAGGAAAGCUUUGCCAAUCAGCUGCCGGCAGGAAUCAUCACCACCGAUGGUCAGCAGCAGAACGUCAUGGUCUACACCACUUCCUAUCAGCAGAUCCAAGGUGUGCAGCAGAUUCAGUUCUCAUGACACCCUCCCAACCUCUCUGGAGCACUUGAGUCACAGAGGCAGUCCGAGCUCUGACUGUCUACAGUCUCUCAGAGAUGGAGGACUGCUGAUGUAAGAUGAUUAAGAUGAAGCUGAAGAUGACGAUUAUGAUGAUGAUGAUAGAAAUGUGUAAGCCCAAGAAGAAGAAGACAAGAGGGCUGCAAGCAGGGCCUUCAGUGUGUUAAUUCAUUAGAGUGUGCGGUCAGUAGUGUGUAACAUGUUCAGUAGUAAAUGUGAAGAGCUGUGAGGCUAGCUCACACCAACAUUAAAAUGUCUAACAUCACAUCACACAGGUGAUUUCAAACUUUGUGGGUCAAUGUCCAUGUUGUACAUAUAAACAUUGUUUGGGAGGGAGGGUAUUUGGACUGGAAAGUGGAAGAUAAGUGAUUUAGGCAUGACAUUUUAGAAAUUAAUUUGUUUUUUCAGACUAUUUAAAUGUCUUAUCAUAGGAAGGGAUUCUCACAUGGUGGGAUCUCAUUUUUAUGUUGAAUCAUGCUCUCCUUUCUUCUUUUGUAACUUGAGUAAAUUAAAUAUCCAGGUAAACUGUUUGAAUAAAAAUAAAAAUGAAACAA
Messenger RNA from Clupea harengus (Atlantic herring), 1583 nucleotides. It is a transcript of the gene nfyba, whose product is annotated as nuclear transcription factor Y, beta a. Gene Ontology annotation, molecular function: DNA-binding transcription activator activity, RNA polymerase II-specific; protein heterodimerization activity; RNA polymerase II cis-regulatory region sequence-specific DNA binding. Gene Ontology annotation, cellular component: CCAAT-binding factor complex; nucleus. Lineage: Eukaryota; Metazoa; Chordata; Actinopteri; Clupeiformes; Clupeidae. Gene Ontology annotation, biological process: regulation of transcription by RNA polymerase II. The record is from RefSeq and is a predicted model, not a curated record.